This is a messenger RNA of Zymoseptoria tritici IPO323, 948 nucleotides long. RefSeq lists its product as uncharacterized. NCBI's taxonomy places the organism in Eukaryota, Fungi, Ascomycota, Dothideomycetes, Mycosphaerellales, Mycosphaerellaceae. The transcript is spliced from 2 exons. Bases 1 to 948 code for a protein of 315 amino acids. The record is from RefSeq and is a predicted model, not a curated record.
AUGGAAAUGGAGUCCAUCUCUGAGGAGGAGUUUCACGCCCGCCUCGCCUAUCUGCACGGCCAGAAGAGCCUUGAAGAAGCGGCUGCAGAAUCCGCAAGGCGGACUUUGAAGCUGAAUGACGAGAUCGAGCAAUUGAGGCGCCAGCAGAAGCCCGAGGACAUCCAAUACAACGAAACUCCAGCCAACGCACCAGCACGCAAUGGUUUUGCUCCCGCGCACACCGCUGUCGCUACAGGUAGCAUGAGGCUCCAGCAACUCAGGCUCCUCGACUCCGACGUCCCUGAUCAGCAAGCCAUACAGCAAAUUGACGAACACCAAGAGUGUGCGCGCAGCACUAAAACGAAAAUCCCCUCCAGCGUGUGCUCCUCGUAUGUCGUCGAUGACCAGGAGUUCCACACGAUUACUCGAGCACCGAACGGCAAUGACUUCGUGGAGCUGCGCUGUAGCGUCUGCGGCGCCAACUCGAGGAAGGCCGCCAAUGUUCUUCGUUUUUUCAGAGGUGUGCCUGCUUUCCGCCAACACGUGAGGGCGUCACAUCAAGACUUGGUAGCCAAGGAAGACACGCGCACCGAUCGCCAGAUCGUGGAGAGGGACACGUAUCGCACACUGUCCGCUGCAGAGAAGCAUUCGGUCCUAAACGGUGACCAUGCUGCUUUCAAGAUUGAGAAGAUUCUCGCAGGCGACGCUGACGCAGAAGCUCGUAUGCGCAGUGCUCGUGCACCCCACGAGAGGCGCUCUUACGCGGACAAUGCAGCACAUAAUGGCAAGAACAUGCAGGCUUCGCACGUGGCCGUGCCCGAUGGCUCUGACAUGUAUAGUGUAGCGUCAUCGGGACUUCAGACAUCUGAGAUGACCUCCUAUGAUGCGGCAAAGCGCCGCAAGCGGACAGACUACGACGAAGACGAUGACGAGCCAAAUCCUCGCAAGACUCUGAAAAAGCAAGAGUGA